Molecule: messenger RNA, 736 nt
Organism: Ostrinia furnacalis (Asian corn borer)
Lineage: Eukaryota; Metazoa; Arthropoda; Insecta; Lepidoptera; Crambidae
Exons: 6
Coding region: 1-588 (195 amino acids)
Biological process (GO): vesicle-mediated transport; protein secretion
Cellular component (GO): Golgi membrane
Source: RefSeq, a predicted model, not a curated record
AUGGGGCACUUUACAUGNGACACCAAGGACAACGCCAACAAGCAGUUCGUGCACCCGUACAUCGUGUUCUUCCACCUGGUGUUCCGGUGCUCGGCGGUGGUGGUGUACAUGCUGUGCGAUUGGUUCUCCGACUCCUUUAUCGCCAGCUUCGUGCUAGUCGUGCUGCUGCUCUCCGCCGACUUCUGGACCGUCAAGAACAUCACGGGUCGACUGCUGGUGGGCCUUCGGUGGUGGAACUACGUGGAUGACGCCGGAAAGUCGCAUUGGGUAUUCGAAUCUAAACAGAGCCGAGUGAACGCCAACGAGUCGCGGCUGUUCUGGCUGGGGCUGGUGCUGUGCCCGCUGGUGUGGGCCCUCUUCUUCGUCGUCUGCCUCUUCCGCCUCAAGUUCGAGUGGAUGUUGCUGGUGCUGAUUGCCCUGACGCUAACAGGAGCGAACCUGUUAGGCUACAUCAAGUGCAAGUUCGGCGCCAAGGAGAACCUCAAGUCGGCCACCACGGACUUCGUGAAGAAGCAGCUGUUCCAGGGCGCUUCGUCGCUUUUCACGCAGCCAGCCCCGCCCACCACAGCCAAUACGGGCGUCAUAUAAGCUUGCCCCGCCCCCUUAUUAGAACAAGAGGAGACUUAAGGCUUCCACAGGCCAUAUCAGCAUGACACACCGGACGCAGGGCGAUAGUAGCGCGUUGAAAGCGGUUUUCGAAUACAUAUUUAAAUUUUUGACAACCGCCCGCGUUGAA